This is a messenger RNA of Exaiptasia diaphana, 4873 nucleotides long. RefSeq lists its product as uncharacterized. Gene Ontology annotation, molecular function: acetylgalactosaminyltransferase activity. The record is from RefSeq and is a predicted model, not a curated record. Gene Ontology annotation, cellular component: Golgi cisterna membrane. Bases 267 to 4754 code for a protein of 1495 amino acids. The transcript has 22 exons. Lineage: Eukaryota; Metazoa; Cnidaria; Anthozoa; Actiniaria; Aiptasiidae.
UUACUUCCGGCCCGUCCAAGCACGAAUCUUAUAUUUCAGAGUUUGAAACACCUCUCUGUGAUUAUGGUAAUUGUGUUUUGGACCUUCAGAUCUCGAAUGUUUGGAUACGUACUAGGGUUGCUGAUCAAGGCUUGAGGAAUCGAAGGCAUUAAUGGAGAGGRUCUUGUCCGUUGUGAUGUCCGUACUUCUUCUGCUACGUGUUGGUUCAUGAAGAUUGUGAAGCACGUUGUCCAUAUUUCCUUUAAUCGCGGUCUGAUUUACCGUCAAUGGUUGCUGCCAAGCGGAUCAAGCAGCUUGUACAACUAGCUGCAGUUGGACUUCUGCUUUUAACGUUCCUAAUAUUCACUCAAUGGGAAGAUGUAACGUCUGGCACGAGGUUGCAACGAAGAUCGUUCGGAGUAGGAGAGCAAGAUGACGAAGAAUUAUUGGCUCUCGAGAAAGAACUCGAUGUUGACCGUAUAUUGAAGGAAAUACAGAAAAAUGUGUCACUUGGGCUUCAGAAAAAGAAACAGGAAAGACAUGMCAUUGUUCUCAACCAUCGCCGGCGUCUCGUCAACAAAGGUAACGACUCUGAAGACUCUCCAUUCACCACUCGUUCACCACAUUUAGUAAAACCCGAUAAAGAACCAAAACUAGACCAAUCACGUGACAAACCGUUGAAGGACACCAAAGCAUCACGGGAACGAACACAUCGUCGYCACUUAAAGACGUUUAAAUGGCGAACGGAACCCUGGGGAAGUCACAUGUUUGGGCAGCUGAAUGUCCAUGUUUGGCAGGCGUGGUGCGGGAAUACAAUACACGACCUUAGACGCAAUUGGUUCUUUCCCUUGUACCCAGACCUACGCCUGUCAGUCAGUCGAUUUUACGUGAAGCACUAUGAAAGUGACUAYGGUCAAAGAAUAUUUGGUUACMUACACCCUCCCCUCACAGGGAAAUAUUUAUUCGCUUUGUCAUCUGACGACACGUCGGAAUUAUGGCUGAGCACAGACGAACACCCCGAAAAUGUAAAGCCAGUGGCUUGGGUUGGCAACCUCACAAGCUUUAGUGGAAGCUACAGAACUAAUGUCGCUGAAUUCACUAAGUACAGCACACAAUUAUCCAGACAAAUUUAUCUUAAAAAGGGACAAAAAUACUUCGUCGAAGCCCUUCAUAAGCAGGGCGCGAGACAAGACCACAUUCUCGUGGGCUGGAAGAUMCCCGGUCUACCCGGUUUUCGUUAUAUUACAGGGAAUUCUAUAUCUAUGUAUAUCUACGAUCCUAAUGCGUCUCCUGAUGUAGCAAAGUAUGCCGGRUACAUCCCGCAGACUAUGCCAUCACACACUCAUUCACAUAAUUGGAGCGUAGURCUGGAUCGAGAGGUGCAUAAAUUCGGUACCAAUAAGGAACCAGAAGUUGAGCAUCAUAAAACUAGACCCCCGUUUUUAAAUUUUGAUUACUUAUUUUACAAAUGUAAAUACGAGCCAAGUUAUUUAGUGAAGAAUUUUACAUUAAGACGAUAUGAAGGAGUUGGACUGAUCCACGAUUCYGCCGUUUACCCAGAUGACAAUACCGCUUUGACUCAUAUGAGACCGUUUGAUACGUGUGGUCAUCAUCGACGAUACACUGACUCUCACGGAAAUAAUCUAAAUAUAACGACCUCAAAACAUAGAAAUCGUACGCUUUACUCGGAAGGAUCGAUUAAAGUCUUCGGGCCCGAYGGUGAGGGUUCGGUUGUUACGAUGUCUUCCGAUCUCUCCGAUGCGUAUCCGGUCGAGGGCGACAGUCUCAACGGGGAACAAACCUCUGAUAAACCAAUCUUUCGUAGUAUGGAGGAGAGAGUUCGUACGAUAGCUGAAGCAUAUAAAGACUUUAAUAAUUCAAGGACGGAACAAGUGCAGUAUGACACUAUAAAACCUAAUGAUCCAAGAACGAGUUCCCAUGGAAACACCAAUCACUUCGACCCUAGCAACGUUAACGAUGAGAAAACCGUYGUUAAUAUUAAAAAAAGAAGCAUUAACGACGACAACGUUGUACCAAAAGAAUCAAACUCGCAGCAUCGUGGCGCGAUUUUAAACAUAGCGAAAAGAAUACACGAACGCUUAAAACAACCCCUUACAAGAMCUGAAACGAGUGACAACAAUGCUGUARAUAGUAUAAAGAGUCACAUGGACCAAGCAGCUCUGAGUGAUGCUGGAAAUACUUAUCGACAGCAAAGUCCAAUAACCUUUCAAACAUAUCUGCCAUCGAUUCAAGAGCUGCAGGGAGAACUAACUGCAAAACACUCCGAUCAAAUCGUAAAUCAAAAGAAGCAAGAUUCAAGACAGGUCCAUCAAGGUUCAAGACAGGUCUAUCAGGAUUCGAAACAAUUUCGUCGAGAUUCGCAACAGACUCAUCAAGAUGCCCAACAAGUGAAUCAAGAUUCGAAACAGGCUCGUCGAGAUUCAAAACAGGUUUAUCAAGAUGCGCAGCAGGUCAAUCAAGAUUCAAAACACGUUAAUCGAGAUGCCCAACGGGCUCAUCAAUAUGCGCGACAAGUGAAUCAAUAUUCGCAACAGGUUUAUCAAGAUUCAAAACAGUUUGAUCAAGAUGCGCAACAGGUCAAGCAAGAUUCAAAACACGUAAAUCGAGUUACCCAACAGKCUCAYCAAGGUGCGCAACAAGUUUAUCAAGAUUCGCAACAGGUUUAUCAAGAUGCGCGACAAGUUCAUCAAGAUUCGCGACAAGUUCAUCAAGAUUCAAAACAGGUUUAUCAAGAUUCAAAACAGGUUCAUCAAGAUGCGCGACAAGUUCAUCAAGAUUCAAAACAGGUUUAUCAAGAUUCAAAACAGGUUCAUCAAGAUGCGCGACAAGUUCAUCAAGAUUCGCGACAAGUUCAUCAAGAUUCAAAACAGGUUUAUCAAGAUUCAAAACAGGUUCAUCAAGAUGCGCGACAAGUUCAUCAAGAUUCGCGACAAGUUCAUCAAGAUUCAAAACAGGUUUAUCAAGAUUCAAAACAGGUUCAUCAAGAUGCGCGACAAGUUCAUCAAGAUUCACAACAGGUUUAUCAAGAUUCAAAGCAGGUUCAACAAGAUUCUCAAAAAGUCCAAAUUCGACGGGCAACUCUAAGAAAGUUGAUGGCUAUUUCUGUUGCAUCACAAACACAACAGGGUACACCGGCUCAGCCGAGUAAUGAUGAUGAUGAUGAGAAUGAUGAUGAUGAUGAUAAUGUGAAAGAUGACGAUAACGAUGAUGAUGACGACGAYGAUGACAAUAAAGCGGAACUUGAGGAUCUUGAUGAUCUCGGUGAUGACGAUGAUUACAAGGACGAGGYAUUGCCCCAGCCAUCCAAGCCAUUUCAAACUGGACAAGGCACCGUUUACUUUCAUCCUGGUUUAAAACUCAAUAACUCUGUUCUUUCCAAGGAUUCUGCRCUUUUACGUGUAUACUCUGCKCGUGAGUACAUUCGACGAAUGCAGAAGCUUGUUCAGAUAUAUAAAUAUGAUGUUACAAGUAAACAGUUAUCAGACCAGAUAUAUCGACGGUUUGGUGUCAGAAUGCAGGUACCUGAAUUACGAUAYUACAGAGACUACAAUCCUUGGCUGUACAACCAAAAUAUUACCAAGUGCGGUACUGAYGGGAAUGUUUUGUUAAAUGAAAAUGUAGCCCAAAGUGUGGUAAUGCGUUACAUGAAGUCUGUGGACAGAGUAAGACCACAUAAAUUCAAAUUGGAGAGAAUCAUCAACGUGCAAGAAAAUCAUGACGUUAUUAAAGGCGAUCGAUAUCUGAUAGAAUUGGAACUCUUUCACUUUGAAACAGAGAGAAAAGCUCGCGUCUCUCAGUAUGUUUACCARGAAAUGGGGUACACAGAUUUCUGUUCUCCACAGAAUUUCCACAUACGACACCAUGCAACAGUUCAUGUUAUUAUUCCAGUCAAAAAUCAAGGGCGUUGGGUACAAUACUUCAUUGACAACAUGUCGGAGCUAUUCGUCAAGACUGGUGAUCCCCAUCUGAACGUCAUCAUCGUUGACUUCAGCAGCGACGAUAUCGAUAUCAACGAAGCCUUGAAACGAAGCCCACUUGUGAGGUACCGAGUUAUAACGCUGAGUGGUCCAUUUCAAAGGGCGUUUGGUAUCCAGGCUGGCGCUGCUGUUAUUUCGAAUCCUAAUGACAUCGUUUUCAUGUGUGAUCUUCACCUUGAGAUACCCAAUAAUAUGAUUGACAUCAUUAGAAAGCAUUGUAUACAAGGACGAAUGGCGUUUGCUCCGAUAGUUUUACGUCUCCAUUGUGGUUUUACUCCUACAAUACCGUAUGGAUUCUGGGAACUUCAGGGGUAYGGUCUAUUUGCCAUGUAUAAAUCAGACUUCGAUCGGGUUGGUGGUAUGAACUACCGUGAGUUUGGGACGAGAUGGGGAGGAGAGGAUUGGGAACUACUAGACAGAGUUUUACUGCACAAAAUGGAGGUAGAACGACUUCGUGUUCCCAAUUUUUAUCACUUUCAUCACUCAAAGAAAGGCAUGUGGGGUAGUCCAACAAUUGACGUCAUACACAGCGAUAUUGGCGCACAAUACUAUAAAAACAGGAACCAAAUUAUUCCACUUUAUCGACCAAGAAAAUAUAUACAAAUAAGACCUAUUCGCUAUUCAAACACUAUUAAAACUAAAGACAAACAGAGAAAUUUACGAGUCAAGCGAGUUCCCUCGCGAAUUGUACGAUAUUCGUCACGAGUACGUCGUGGUUAUCGACCUAAACAAAAACCACGAGGYACCGAUAAAAAUGGCGCCAAAAUUUAUUACUAAUGUUUGGUCAAUAUUAUUUAUUAGUAUAUUGAUAAUAUAUUGAUAAUAUAUAUCUGUAUAUAUGAUAGUCAUAUUCAAUUUUUGGAACAAACAUGAUUAAAGUACAUUUUAUAUAUUUA